Molecule: messenger RNA, 396 nt
Organism: Aspergillus sclerotioniger CBS 115572
Lineage: Eukaryota; Fungi; Ascomycota; Eurotiomycetes; Eurotiales; Aspergillaceae
Exons: 1
Coding region: 152-361 (69 amino acids)
Source: RefSeq, a predicted model, not a curated record
GAAGACUAACGUCCUGCAGUCCUUUAUCCAGCGAUUGAGCGCUUGACGUUGAGGUCAUUUCCAUCAUCUCAUCUUAUCAUUAUUCUUUGUUUUUACCCACCCGAUCAUUUGUUUCAGUCCUAGAUUCCCCCACGGUUUGGUUUGAUGACUGAUGUUCCCAUGUGACCAUUUACAUUCCCACAUCCACACACACGCACUGAAGCUCUGUCGCCGACAUCCCCUCUUCCUCUUGUCUCUCUGUCUAUCUUAUCUAUCUGUCUGUUUGUUUAUUCGUUAUAUGCGGCUGUCUCUCGGUCAUUUUUCUUCCGGAAUAAGGAUUAAAAAAAGGUAUAUAGUUUUGGCAUGGCAUUUUAUUGCAUGAGCAGGCGUUACCGACUCCCCGUUUGCCUGUAUGCU